Chroicocephalus ridibundus (black-headed gull) is the source of this 3228-nucleotide messenger RNA. RefSeq names its product basic transcription factor 3 (gene BTF3). Lineage: Eukaryota; Metazoa; Chordata; Aves; Charadriiformes; Laridae. The transcript has 6 exons. The record is from RefSeq and is a predicted model, not a curated record. The coding region runs from base 222 to 710 and encodes 162 amino acids. Gene Ontology annotation, cellular component: nascent polypeptide-associated complex; cytosol.
CGGCCACGCUAAGCACGCGGGGGGCGGUGGCCCCUUCCCGCUCCCCGCGCCCGGCAGAGGCCCCGCCCCGUGCCGGCCCGGACGGCGGCGCAUGCGCGGUGCGGCGCGCGGUGCCUUCCUUCCGGCCGCCAUCUCGCUCCCGUCCGCGUGCUGCGCCCGGUCCCGCCCGCCGCCUUCGUCUUGUGGCCCCGGCCUCGGCGCCGCCGCGUCCUCCCGGGAAGAUGAAAGAAACAAUCAUGAACCAAGAAAAGCUUGCCAAGCUGCAGGCCCAAGUGCGCAUUGGUGGCAAGGGUACUGCCCGCAGAAAGAAGAAGGUUGUUCACCGAACAGCUACAGCAGAUGACAAGAAACUUCAGUUUUCUUUGAAGAAACUGGGAGUCAACAAUAUUUCUGGAAUUGAAGAGGUAAACAUGUUUACCAACCAAGGAACAGUCAUUCACUUCAAUAACCCUAAAGUUCAGGCAUCUCUGGCUGCUAACACUUUCACUAUCACCGGCCAUGCUGAGACAAAGCAGCUGACAGAAAUGCUUCCUAGCAUCUUAAACCAGCUUGGAGCUGACAGUCUGACCAGCCUGAGGAGAUUGGCAGAAGCCCUACCCAAGCAACCUGUGGAUGGAAAAGCACCACUUGCUACUGGUGAAGAUGAUGAUGAUGAAGUUCCAGAUCUUGUUGAAAACUUCGAUGAAGCUUCAAAGAAUGAGGCAAACUGAACAAAGUGUCACUUUCUGAAUAAAGUUAAAACUUGAAAAAGCUACAUGGAGCUGCUAUUUUAUAUUGUGACUGCUCUGAUUUGAUUUUUAUUUCCUGAUGAGAUCUCAAGAUCUGUGAGACUUGGAAAUUCCUUGAACCUGCAGCUCUUUAGUUACUGCUUGUACACAAUAUUAUUUUUGUGGCCUGAUUGAACAAACCUAUGCUUUGAAAUGAGUGAGAUUGCUAACAGAUCUCUGCCUAGACACAGUUUUUGAGUAACUUGUACACAAGCAAACCCCUAUCUUUAAUGAACUUUGGCAUACAAUAAAAAUAUAGAAGAAACUUUCUGGUGUGGCUUCUUGUCAUAAAAGCAUGAAAAAAUGGCCAUAAAUAUUAAAUCAUAAAAGGUCUUGUUUUCUGUAGAACAUCCUCCUUUUGCAGAAAACUGUCUUCUAAAAAAACCCAACUUUCUGUGCAUAAUUGAGCAUUUUAGACUUAAUUGGUGAAUUCCCAGUGUUUGCAGGUCAGAGCUACAUAUUAAGAAAUAGAUCGGUAUUCUAGAAAUAAUUAUUGGUGGUUUAAUACAACAUAAACCAUGCAAGUUGAGACAGAACUUUGCUUGGCCUUGAAGAACAGUGUCAAGCUGUUGGCAUCUUAGAGGACUUUUUCUGUCUUCAGGGAAUGUUAAGUAGGUAUUUCGAGGAUGUAACUAUUUAGUGACUUAAAUAAUACUUUCCUGGUAUUUUAAUUUUACUUAUCUGAAAAUGUCAAUUAUGUGGGGGAACAAAGUGUAGAAGGGGAAGAAGCCUUACUAGAAUUGAUAAUGGCUCUUAAUUUCUGUAGUUUGCAUCUUCAGAUCCAUUAACUAAUAAUUAUGUUUGGAUGUUUCAGCAAUAUGUUCUUUCUAUUGCUUUUGUGUGUUCCAGAGAAAGAGAAGGAACACUUUUCAAAUUCCAGUCUGACCUUUGCAUAGCUGGAGCUUCCAAGGGUGAGGGCUAAACUUCAUGUUUGGGAGCCUUUGGUGUUAGUGAUAAAUCAGAUUGCUUCCAUAACAGAAGCUAAGCUAGGAGAGAAGAAUAUUCACCACCAGCCUUCUAAGGUGGUCUGUAGAGCAAAUACUUCUGGAAGUGGAGAUUCAUCCUGACUUGUGCAGGAUAAAAUUCAGGGUAAAACUUAGCUAUCACCAUAACAAAGUUCUUGUGCUGGGGAAAAGGUGGGGCUGUGCCUGACUUGCCAAGCGUGUUUGUCAUGGUGUAAGUUAUUGCUGUUGGGAAACAGUGGAGAAACUUGCUCAACCCAUGCAAGUCCUGUGGUUUGAGGUAAGACAGCAGUCUGAUGUGAGCAUGAUGUGGCUGAAGUCAGGUACAAGAACUUGCAGUAACGAGUCCAGUUUACUUUAUCUCAGUUUGCAAGUAUUCUAUCAGUAAAUUACACUUUUAGCAUUGAAUUAAUUAAAAUAAAAAAGUGCAGUCAUUGAACUGUGGCAAUAAGGCAGAAAAACUAAACUGUGCAAACUUGAGUUUUGAAAUGAGGGUGGUGACUUUAAGCUAAUAGCCCUAUAAAAGGUAAAGACCAAAUCCUGCAGAGCUGUUUCCCACACUUCCUGUUAGCUGUCGAGUCAAUAAACGCAUGCUGAUUUUUUUUUUUUUUUUUGAGAAAUCAAUAAAUGUGUGUUGCCCACUCUGUGACUCAAAUAUUUAAGUCCUCAGAAAUACUUCGUUAAGCCACUGUGGACUUCCUUAUGAAAUAUUUCAUACCAGUUUCUGUCUUAUGAAGUGACUUAGUGUCCUGCUUAGAUGGUCUAGACAAUGUUGGCCUCUUCCCAACUAACAGACAUGCUUGGUGCUUAAAAAUAAGAUCCUUGCUAAAACAGUGUCUUUGAAAUGCAAAAUAAUGCUAAUCCAGUGAUAAGCAGCCAUGUGAUGCAUCUGGAAGUCUACGUGCUAUGUUCACUCCCAGUCAGGAAAUACUGGGACAUCUCUGCAUCCCCAAACUCUGAUUGAGGAUCAAGAUCAAAAUGUGUUAUUGAUUAUAGCACAUUCUAAAUGGAUGUAGUUGUCUUGUUGGAAGUUUAUAGUAGUCUUUGCAUCUAACACUUAAAUGCUCAAACCUGAACUCAAUGCUGUAAUUAUUUUCUCUUAGUAAGGAGUUUGGUUGUGGUCGUCUUAGUCUGUCAUUAACUGCUAGAAACUGAAAAUAGUUGUGUUGAUGUUUCUCAUUAGCAUGAACUUCUGUGUAACCAGACUGUAAUUAUGCCGUUACGGAUUCACAUCUGUAGUCUUGCUCAAGGAAAAUGGCUUCGUAUCUCCAUUCCAAAUAUCUUCAACAAUGGAGAAACAAAAACAGAUGCCUGCAUUUCUAUUGAAACAAAGGUUUGUUUGAGCUUUUUAUUUUUAAAAAGCUAAGGGAAUGUUCUGGUUCUGUCACAUCAAGUUUUGUAACAGCUUGACUCCAAUGCGGUAGCGGGUACUAGAGAGAUUAUUUUAAUAAUUUUUGCAAAAGAUUUUUAGAUAUAUCUUCAUAAUUGUUAAUCUCAUG